AUGCACAGUGACUGCCGCUGGGGUCUUGAUGACUUCCUCCGGCACGCCCGCUGCAACCGCAACGUGACGCUGGACGAAGAGAAGUGUGCGCCUGCCUACCGCCGCACCCUGGAGCUUGCGAAGACCGUGAGCCAGGCGCAGGACGUGGACCAUGGCCUCAAGAGAUCCUGCUGCGCUUUCAGCGAGUUCGUGGAGUGCAAGAACUUCCACGUGGAGCGCGACUGCGGUGACCGGGCGAGCGCCUUCUUCUCUCGCCACAUGCAGCGCAUCUCGGGGCCGCUCAUCGAGGACCACUGCGGACACUACGCGCACGGGGGAAGCUGCGACGACAGCGCCGCCUCUUCGGCAGACCGCCAAACUAAGGCGAAGCGCCGAUGGCCACUACUGCUCGCCGCAGCCAUCACAGCGAUGGCGCUCAAGUCCAUCAGUGCGGAACGCUGUUGAAUCGAGUAAUGUGAAAUCGAGAGUUCGACGGAGGUCCUUCUAGUCGGGAUUGAAACAUGACAAAGGAAAGGAAG
Messenger RNA from Rhipicephalus microplus (southern cattle tick), 518 nucleotides. RefSeq lists its product as uncharacterized. The record is from RefSeq and is a predicted model, not a curated record. Lineage: Eukaryota; Metazoa; Arthropoda; Arachnida; Ixodida; Ixodidae.